AUGGGAAGAUCGAAAAUUGUAAGAAGAAAAGAUUUUUUAGUUAGACGUAUGGAAUUAGCUAAGCAUUUUAUUCGAACAAAUAUAGAACCGGAAUGGAUGAUUUUAUGUCUCUUACCGGUUCUGCCUCCCGAGUUGAGACCCAUCAUUCAGAUAGAAGGGGGUAAACUGAUGAGUUCAGAUAUUAAUGAACUCUAUAGAAGAGUUAUCUAUCGGAACAAUACUCUUACUGAUCUAUUAACAACAAGUAGAUCUACACCAGGGGAAUUAGUAAUGUGUCAGGAAAAAUUGGUACAAGAAGCCGUGGAUACACUUCUUGAUAAUGGAAUCCGUGGACAACCCAUGAGGGAUGGUCAUAAUAAGGUUUACAAGUCAUUUUCAGAUGUAAUUGAAGGAAAAGAGGGAAGAUUUCGCGAGACUCUGCUUGGCAAACGGGUCGAUUAUUCGGGGCGUUCGGUGAUUGUCGUUGGACCCUCACUUUCAUUACAUCGCUGUGGAUUGCCUCGCGAAAUAGCAAUAGAGCUCUUCCAGACAUUUGUAAUUCGUGGUCUAAUUAGACAACAUCUGGCUUCGAACAUAGGAGUUGCUAAGAGUCAAAUUCGUGAAAAAAAGCCGAUUGUCUGGGAAAUCCUUCAAGAAGUUAUGCAGGGGCAUCCCGUAUUACUGAAUAGAGCACCUACUCUACAUAGAUUAGGCAUACAGUCAUUCCAACCCAUUUUAGUGGAAGGACGCACUAUUUGUUUACAUCCAUUAGUUUGUAAGGGGUUCAAUGCAGACUUUGAUGGGGAUCAAAUGGCUGUUCAUGUGCCUUUAUCUUUAGAAGCUCAAGCAGAGGCUCGUUUACUUAUGUUUUUCUCAUAUGAAUCUCUUAUCUCCAGCUAUUGGAGAUCCCAUUUCUGUACCGACUCAAGAUAUGCUGAUUGGACUCUAUGUAUUAACGAGCGGCACUCGUCGAGGUAUUUGUGCAAACAGAUAUAAUCCAUGUAAUCGAAAAAACUAUCAAAAUGAAAGAAUUUACGAACAAACUAUAAGUAUAUGAAAGAACCCUUUUUUUGCAAUUCCUAUGAUGCAAUUGGAGCUUAUCGGCAGAAAAGAAUCAAUUUAGAUAGUCCUUUGUGGCUUCGGUGGCAAUUAGAUCAACGCGUUAUUGCUUCAAAAGAAGUUCCUAUCGAAGUUCACUAUGAAUCUUUUGGUAACUAUCAUGAGAUUUAUGCACACUAUCUGAUAGUAAGAAGUGUAAAAAACAAACUUUUUGUAUAUAUAUUCGAACCACAGUUGGUCAUAUUUCUUUUUAUCGAGAAAUCGAGGAAGCUAUACAAGGUUUUUCUCAAGCUUGUUCAUAUGAUACCUAAUAAUAUGGUAUUCAUAAAAAAAGAAUUAUAGGACACCCGUGUGAAUUCGGACCUCUCCGAGUCAACUCGGACAUAGUUCCUGACCUAAAAAAUCAAGAUCGAGAAAAGGAAGUUUUGCAAUCAUUGACUCAAACUCAUUGUCGAAUCCCAUUCAGCAGAAUAUGGAGGUACUUAUGGCGGAACGGGCCAAUCUGGUAUUUCACAAUAAAGUGAUAGAUGGAACUGCUAUUAAACGACUUAUUAGCCGAUUAAUAGAUCACUUCGGGAUGGCAUAUACAUCACACAUCCUAGAUCAAGUAAAGACUCUGGGUUUCCAGCAAGCAACUGCUACAUCCAUUUCAUUAGGAAUUGAUGAUCUUUUAACGAUACCUUCUAAGGGCUGGCUUGUCCAAGAUGCUGAACAACAAAGUUUGAUUUUGGAAAAACACCAUCAUUAUGGGAAUGUACAUGCGGUAGAAAAAUUACGCCAAUCUAUUGAGAUAUGGUAUGCUACAAGUGAAUAUUUGCGACAGGAAAUGAAUCCUAAUUUUAGGAUGACGGACCCUUUCAAUCCAGUCCAUAUGAUGUCUUUUUCGGGAGCUAGAGGAAAUGCAUCUCAAGUACAUCAAUUAGUAGGUAUGAGAGGAUUAAUGUCGGAUCCCCAAGGACAAAUGAUUGAUUUACCUAUUCAAAGCAAUUUACGCGAAGGACUGUCUUUAACAGAAUAUAUUAUUUCUUGCUAUGGAGCCCGUAAAGGAGUUGUAGAUACUGCGGUCCGCACAUCAGAUGCUGGAUAUCUUACGCGUCGACUUGUUGAAGUAGUUCAACAUAUUGUUGUACGUCGAACGGAUUGUGGCACUAUCCGAGGGAUUUCUGUGAGUCCUCGAAAUAAAAGUCGGAUGAUGUCAGAAAGAAUUUUUAUCCAAACAUUAAUUGGUCGUGUCUUAGCAGACGAUAUAUAUAUAGGUUCCCGAUGUGUCGCCUUUCGAAAUCAAGAUCUUGGGAUUGGACUUGUCAAUCGAUUCAUAACCUUUGGAACACAAUCAAUAUCUAUUCGAACUCCCUUUACUUGUCGGAGUACAUCUUGGAUCUGUCGAUUAUGUUAUGGCCGGAGUCCCACUCAUGGUGACCUAGUUGAAUUGGGGGAAGCUGUAGGUAUUAUUGCGGGUCAAUCUAUUGGCGAACCGGGGACUCAACUAACAUUAAGAACUUUUCAUACCGGUGGAGUAUUUACAGGAGGUACUGCCGAACAUGUACGAGCCCCUUAUAAUGGAAAAAUCAAAUUUAAUGAGGAUUUGGUUCAUCCUACACGUACACGUCACGGGCAUCCUGCCUUUCUAUGUUAUAUAGACUUGUCUGUAAUUAUUGAGAGCGAAGAUAUUAUACAUAGCGUGACUAUUCCACCAAAAGUUUUCUUUUAGUUCAAAAUGAUCAAUAUGUGGAAUCAGAACAAGUGAUUGCUGAGAUUCGCGAGGGAACAUCCACUUUUCAUUUUAAAGAGAGGGUUAGAAAAUAUAUUUAUUCUGACUCCGAGGGCGAAAUGCAUUGGAGUACUGAUGUAUCCCAUGCACCCGAAUUUACAUAUAGUAAUGUCCAUCUUUUACCAAAAACAAGUCAUUUAUGGAUAUUAUCAGGAGGUUCUUGUGGAUCUAGUCUAAUUCUUUUUUCGAUCCACAAAGAUCAAGAUCAAAUGAACAUACCCUUUCUUUCCGUCGAAAGAAAAUCUAUUUCUAGCCUCUCAGUGAAUAAUGAUCAAGUGAGCAAAAAAUUUUUCAGUUCAGAUUUUUCUGAUAAAAAAAAAUCUGGGAUUCCCAAUUAUUCAGAAUUGAAUGGAAUCGUAGGUACUAGUCAUUAUAAUUUCAUAUAUUCUGCUAUUUUUCAUGAGAAUUCGGAUUUAUUAGCAAAAAGGCGAAGAAAUAGAUUUCUCAUUCCAUUCCAAUCGAUUCAAGAGCAAGCGAAAGAGUUCAUACCACAUUCAGGUAUCUCGAUUGAAAUACCCAUAAAUGGUAUUUUCCGUAGAAACAGUAUUUUUGCUUUUUUUGAUGAUCCUAGAUACAGAAGAAAGAGUUCCGGAAUUCUUAAAUAUGGAACUCUAAAGGCGGACUCAAUCGUCCAAAAAGAGGAUAUGAUUGAGUAUCGAGGAGUCCAAAAAUUUAAGACAAAAUACGAAAUGAAAGUAGAUCGCUUUUUUUUCAUUCCUGAGGAAGUGCAUAUUUUACCCGAAUCCUCCGCCAUAAUGGUACAGAACUAUAGUAUCAUUGGAGUCGAUACACGAAUCACUUUAAAUAUAAGAAGCCAAGUCGGCGGGUUGAUCCGAGUGGAGAGAAAAAAAAAAGGAUUGAACUCAAAAUAUUUUCGGGGGAUAUCCAUUUUCCGGACAAGACAGAUAAGAUAUCCCGACAUAGUGGCAUCUUGAUACCGCCAGGAAGGGGAAAAACAAACUCUAAAGAAUCAAAAAAUUUAAAAAAUUGGAUUUAUGCCCAACGGAUCACACCAACCAAGAAAAAGUUUUUUGUUUUGGUGCGGCCCGUAGCUACCUAUGAGAUAAUGGACAGUAUAAAUUUAGCAACACUCUUCCCACAAGAUCUCUUUCGGGAAAAGGAUAAUAUUCAACUUCGAGUUUUCAACUAUAUCCUUUAUGGAAAUGGUAAACCAACUCGAGGAAUUUCUGACACAAGUAUUCAAUUGGUUCGCACUUGUUUAGUCUUGAAUUGGGACCAAGACAACAAAAAUUCUUCCCUCGAGGAGGUCCGCGCUUUCGUUGUUGAAGUAAGUACAAAGGGUUUGAUUCGAGAUUUCAUAAGAAUUGGCUUAGUGAAAUCCCAUAUUUCGUAUAUAAGAAAAAGAAAUAAUCCGCCGGAUUCGGGAUUGAUCUCUGCAGAUUCCGUGAAUCCGUUUUAUUCGCUUUCUCCCAAGGCUGGCAUUCUUCAACAAUCGCUUAGACAAAAUCAUGGAACUAUUCGUAUGUUCAGAAAUAAGGAAUCCCAAUCUUUGUUAAUUUUAUCAUCCUCUAAUUGUUUUAGAAUCGGUCCAUUUAAUCAUGUAAAAUAUCACAAUGUUAUAAACCAAUCAAUAAAAAAAAAACCUCUAAUUACAAUUCAAAAUUCGUCGGGCCCCUUAGGAACAGCCAUUCAAAUUUCGAAUUUUUAUUCAUUUUUGCCUUUACUAACUUAUAAUCAGAUCUCUGUAAUUAAAUAUUUGCAACUUGAUAACUUCAAAUAUAUUUUCAAAUAAUUCACUCUUAUUUAAUAGAUGAAAACGGAAGAAUUUUUAAUCUAGAUCCAUACAGUAACCUUGUUUUGAAUCCAUUCAAAUUGAAUUGGUAUUUUCUUCAUCAAAAUUAUAAUAAUUAUUAUUGUGAGGAAACGUCCACAAUAAUAAGUCUUGGACAAUUUUUUUGUGAAAAUCUAUGUAUAGCCAAAAAAGAACCAUACCUAAAAUCGGGUCAAGUUUUAAUUGUUCAAAGGGAUUCUGUAGUAAUAAGAUCCGCUAAGCCCUAUUUGGCUACUCCGGGAGCAAAAGUUCACGGGCAUUAUAGAGAAAUUCUUUACGAAGGGGAUACAUUAGUUACAUUUAUAUAUGAAAAAUCGAGAUCCGGUGAUAUAACCCAAGGUCUUCCAAAAGUAGAACAGGUGUUAGAAGUCCGCUCGAUUGAUUCAAUAUCACUGAACUUAGAAAAGCGGAUUAAGGGUUGGAACAGGUGUAUAACAAGAAUUCUUGGAAUUCCUUGGGGAUUCUUGAUUGGUGCUGAGCUAACUAUAGUGCAAAGUCGUAUUUCUUUGGUUAAUAAGAUUCAAAAGGUUUAUCGAUCCCAGGGGGUGCAGAUUCAUAAUAGGCAUAUCGAAAUUAUUGUACGUCAAAUAACAUCAAAAGUUUUGGUUUCAGAAGAGGGAAUGUCUAAUGUUUUUUUACCUGGAGAAUUGAUUGGAUUGUUACGAGCAGAACGCACGGGGCGUGCUUUAGAAGAAGCAAUCUGUUAUCGAGCCGUUUUAUUAGGAAUAACUCGAGCAUCUUUGAAUACUCAAAGUUUUAUAUCCGAAGCAAGUUUUCAAGAAACUGCUAGAGUUUUAGCAAAAGCUGCUCUUCGGGGUCGUAUCGAUUGGUUGAAAGGCCUGAAAGAAAAUGUUGUUCUAGGGGGUGUGAUCCCCGCCGGGACCGGGUUCAACAAAGGAUUGGUGCAUUGUUCACGGCAACAUACCAAUAUUCUUUUUGAAAAAAAAACAAAGAAUUUAUCUUUAUUAGAGGGAGAUAUGAGAGAUAUUUUAUUUUAUCACAGGGAAUUUUGUGACUCUUCUAUUUACAAAUCUGCCUUUUCUAGAAUUGAAUAAUUCCUAAUAGCAGAUUCCUGUUUUGAAUUUCAUGUUUUAUUGUUUGCUGUAGUCAUUUGCUUUAAUAAUUUGUUAACACUAAUAAAGAUAAUAAUGAAUACAAAAUAAUGGCUCGGCUCGUGCAUAAACGGACAAGAGAAGGUUCCAUUGGAACAAAUUUUUAUUUUAGUUUUGGGUACCCCCCUUUUAAGUGUGAAAAGAAAUGACAAAAAGAUAUUGGAACAUCGAUUUGGAAGAGAUGAUGAGAGCAGGAGUUCAUUUUGGGCAUGGUACUAGGAAAUGGAAUCCUAGAAUGGCACCUUAUAUUUCUGCAAAGCGUAAAGGUAUUCAUAUUAUAAAUCUGACUAGAACUGCUCGUUUUUUAUCAGAAGCUUGUGAUUUAGUUUUUGAUGCAGCAAGUAGGGGAAAACAAUUCUUAAUUGUUGGGACAAAAAAUAAAGCAGCUGAUUUAGUGUCGCGGGCUGCAAUAAGGGCUCGGUGUCAUUAUGUUAAUAAAAGUGGCUCGGCGGCAUGUUAACAAAUUGGUCUACUACAGAAAAAAGACUUCAUAAGUUUAGGGACUUGAGAACUGAACAAAAGACAGAGGGAUUCAACCGUCUUCCGAAAAGGGAUGCAGCUGUGUUGAAGAGACAAUUAUCUCGCUUGGAAACAUAUCUAGGCGGGAUUAAAUAUAUGACGGGAUUGCCUGAUAUUGUAAUCAUCAUCGAUCAGCAAGAAGAAUAUACGGCUCUUCGAGAAUGUAUAACUUUGGGAAUUCCAACCAUUUCUUUAAUCGAUACAAAUUGUAAUCCCGAUCUCGCGGAUAUUUCUAUUCCAGCAAAUGAUGACGCUAUAGCUUCAAUUCGAUUCAUUCUUAACAAAUUAGUAUUCGCAAUUUGUGAGGGUCGUUCUAGCUAUAUACAAAAUUCUUGAUUAAUAAUAAGAUAAAUAAAUCAAUUUUUUUUGAGGGAGGGGCUCCCUGUAUUUCGAUUUAUAAAAUCGGUUACUAUUCCUGAAUCAUACAAAAGAAAAAGAGAUAAAAAACUGGGUAUAUUGUGUGUUCGUUUAGUUGGUAUCCAAAACUAAAAUAAAAAUUCAAGUAAAUAAGUAAAAAAAAGGGGGGGUCUUGAAUCAAAAUAAUUUAAAGUUCUUAUUUCUGUCAGAGGGCAAUAUGAAUGUUUUAUCAUGUUCCAUCAAUACACUAAUAAAAGAAGGGUUAUAUGAGAUAUCUGGUGUAGAAGUAGGCCAACAUUUCUAUUGGCAAAUAGGGGGGUUCCAAGUCCAUGCGCAAGUCCUUAUUACUUCUUGGGUUGUAAUUGCUAUCUUAUUAGGUUCCGCAGCUCUAGCGGUUCGCAAUCCACAAACCAUUCCAACUGGCGGCCAAAACUUCUUUGAAUUUGUCCUUGAAUUCAUUCGAGAUGUGAGUCAAACCCAGAUUGGAGAAGAAUACGGUCCAUGGGUUCCCUUUAUUGGAACCCUGUUUUUAUUUAUUUUUGUUUCUAACUGGUCAGGAGCCCUUUUACCGUGGAAAAUUAUCCAGUUACCUCAAGGGGAGUUAGCAGCACCAACGAAUGAUAUAAAUACGACGGUUGCUUUAGCUUUACUCACAUCAGUAGCAUAUUUUUAUGCGGGUCUUAGCAAAAAAGGAUUAGGGUAUUUCAGUAAAUACAUUCAACCAACUCCAAUUCUUUUACCCAUUAACAUCUUAGAAGAUUUUACAAAACCCCUAUCACUGAGUUUUCGACUUUUCGGAAAUAUAUUAGCCGAUGAAUUAGUAGUUGUUGUUCUUGUUUCUUUAGUACCUUUAGUGGUUCCUAUACCUGUCAUGUUCCUUGGAUUAUUUACAAGCGGGAUUCAAGCUCUCAUUUUUGCCACUUUAGCUGCGGCUUAUAUAGGUGAAUCCAUGGAGGGUCAUCAUUAACUAUUUUUUUUUUUCAAAUUUAGGUUAGCCCAAUUAUCGAAUAGUUGGUUUACGUUAUGUAAGAAACACUUGUAUAUGUCAUAUUUGAUAUUGACUAGGUAUAUAUAAGUUAAAGAUCUAUAUAAUCUGCCCCACUAUUUUUGUGAAUUUCUAUUUAGAUAACGAUUCGAUUAUAAGUUCUUACUUUUUAUCUGUGAAUUGGCUGAAAAAAACGAUCAAAAAAAGAACGAAGAAUUAAAAGAAAAGAAUGGUUCACAAAAAAAACGGCAUAAAAAAGUCGUAUAUAUAUAUAUUAUGCAUUUUUCAAAAUCCCGUGGAUAGGAACUAAUAUCAAAGUAAUUCUUAUCAAGUUUUUGGUUAUUUUGGCUGGAUGAAUCUUAGCGAUGACUUAAUUAUAAUUAAGUCCUAAGUCGUUGGAUGAUUGUAUCAUUAACUAUUUCUUUAUUUUGGUGUGAGGAACUUAUCAUGAAUCCACUGGUUUCUGCUGCUUCGGUUAUUGCUGCUGGGUUGGCUGUUGGGCUUGCUUCUAUUGGACCUGGGGUUGGUCAAGGUACAGCUGCGGGUCAAGCUGUCGAAGGUAUCGCGAGACAACCUGAGGCAGAAGGAAAAAUACGAGGUACUUUAUUGCUUAGUUUGGCUUUUAUGGAAGCUUUAACAAUUUAUGGCCUAGUUGUAGCAUUAGCGCUUUUAUUUGCGAAUCCUUUUGUUUAAUCCUAGAAAUAAUAAAAUUAGGAAUUUUUUUUUUCGUAGUUUUUUUUAUUCUAUCAAGAUUUCACUCCUACAAUUAUUCAUUGAGACAACAACCCUUGGGAAGGACUAAUUUGAGGAUGGGGAAUUAACACAUCGAUUCGCUUUCUUCCUUCCCCUUAUUCUUUUUAGUUUAAUGGAAAUUUUUUUUAAGGAGUGUUGCGCAAAAAGGAGGUUUAGGUUUUUUAAAAUUGAUAUAAAACUUGGUCUCAAAUUCUAGCUUAAUUUUAAUUAAGUCUCAUUAUUAUUAUUGAAAAUUAAAAUUUUUGGAAAAUAAAUUUGUAAAUAGAAUAGGUUUUUGAUUCUGUUUAUAAAUAUCCAAAUAGGUAAAUUAAAUUAUAAAUUAUUAAACGAAAUUUUCUUUUUAUUCAAAAAACAAAGAAUAAAAAAAAAAAGGACAGAGUUCUUUUUUUUAUAGUUUAGCUAGAAGAGGAGAUUAUAUGAAAAAUUUAACCGAUUCUUUCGUUUACUUGGGUCACUGGCCAUCCGCCGGGAGUUUCGGGUUUAAUACCGAUAUUUUAGCAACAAAUCCAAUAAAUCUAAGUGUAGUCUUCGGUGUAUUGAUCUUUUUUGGAAAGGGAGGUGUGUGUGAGUUGUUCAUUUCAAGAAUAGGCUGGAUUCGUCCAGUGGCACUAUAACUAGCAAAGAGUGCCUAAUCCCGCGAAUUACUUCUGAAUACAAAAUUCAAUAAAAAAUCAUAUUUUAGAACCAUAGCAUUUCGUUAUUCUUUGGUAAGUCUACUUGACUUUGAUUCUCUAUCAACCAAAAAUUUGGGACCAUUAAUUAACAUGGUUAAAACUAAACCGUUUGAAGUUCAGAUGCAACAUGGUACUCUUUCUACCAUAUGUAGUCUAAUUAAAAAAUGAAUAAGAUUUUCAAAAAGAAUAGUUCGGCUUUUUUCGAUAUAAAACACUCAUGUCGAUAAAAUUUUUUGAGUCUUUUUGUAUAAUGCAGAAUUGAUAACCUACGUAUAAAGUAAUAAAAAUUCUUUGGAUUUCAAGAAAAAAAGAAACAACUUUGCUGACAAUUAUCAAUUUUUUAUUGGUCAGAAGAAUCCUCCAAAUAGUUUUGUCUUGGAUUGGUGAUCUUUUUCGAUAGAAAUAUAUAUUGAAUAUGAAUUGAAUACAACAAAAUGGGAGAGGAUAGGCUCAUUACAUGAAAAAUAUGGGAAUGAAAGUCUCAUACAUAAUUGAUAAAUGAUUGGAAUACGUGAGCAUGAGAGCCAAAUGAAUCGAAAGAUUCAUGUUUGGUUCGGGAAGGGAUCAUAGAACUUUUUUUUUUACUGAAUAAUCUACUUUCAUUAAAUGAUUUAUUAGAUAACCGAAAGCAGAGGAUAUUAAAUACUAUUCGAAAUUCAGAAGAACUACGUGAAGGAGCUAUUCAACAAUUAGAAAACGCCCGAGCUCGCCUGCGUAAAGUAGAAAUGGAGGCGGAUCAGUUUCGCGUAAAUGGAUACUCUGAAAUCGAACGAGAAAAAGUAAAUUUGAUUAAUUCAACUUCUAGGACUUUGAAACAAUUA
Brassica napus (rape) is the source of this 9822-nucleotide messenger RNA. RefSeq names its product DNA-directed RNA polymerase subunit beta'-like. Bases 1 to 975 code for a protein of 324 amino acids. The record is from RefSeq and is a predicted model, not a curated record. Lineage: Eukaryota; Viridiplantae; Streptophyta; Magnoliopsida; Brassicales; Brassicaceae. The transcript has a single exon. Gene Ontology annotation, molecular function: DNA binding; DNA-directed RNA polymerase activity. Gene Ontology annotation, biological process: DNA-templated transcription.